Molecule: messenger RNA, 510 nt
Organism: Plasmodium relictum
Lineage: Eukaryota; Apicomplexa; Aconoidasida; Haemosporida; Plasmodiidae
Product: conserved Plasmodium protein, unknown function
Exons: 1
Coding region: 1-510 (169 amino acids)
Source: RefSeq, a predicted model, not a curated record
AUGAAAGAACAUGAAAACUUAGAAAGACUUAAACAAAAAUUAAAUGCAUUUUUUAUUAUUUUCCGAAAAGAUGAAGAGAAUGAAAUAAAAAAAUAUUUUAAGAGAAAUUACUUGAUUAAUAUUAUAAAAAAUUGCAAAACAUCACCACAAUCAACAGAUAUAACAACAAAUAAACCUAGUAUUUUAAUGAUAAAUAAAUUAAAUAAUAAUACAAUGAAAUCAUUUAAUAUUUUUAAUAAAUUUAAAGGUAAGGACACUGUAGAAAAAAGAAAAGAUUUCAUUAAUAAGAAUAUGUUAAAAAACAAACAAAUGAUGUACAACUACAAUCAUUUUUUUUCUCAAACUUAUAUAUACUCCAAAUAUUUUCAAAAUAUAUUAAAUAAGAAUGUUCUAACUAACAUAACUGAUAAUGAUAAGGGCAUAGAUGAAUUAGAAAAUGAAUAUGUAAUAGUACAUAAAGUUUACACAAUAAUUCAAGAAGAUAAUAGUACAUUCAUAUAUAUAUAUUAG